UGGCUCCAGGGUGAGGGAUCCUGAGAGGAUCCCUGUAAUUAGGCUGAGGUCAAUAGAGAGUGAUAGGAAUAACAUGCUUCAGUAAGUUUUGGCCAAGUUCAUGGCCAUGGUUGUCAACUGUACCGCAGGAAUAGAAUGUAAAACACAGUGGAUAGAUGUUGCGGUGGCAGCUGUUGAGAAGUACUUGGGUGUACAAUAUUUUACUGCAGAGUUACAAGGUGUUUUGAAGGAUAAUAUCCUGUCCUCCCAGGCUUAUGGCCUGGUGUUGAAUCAGAGGGCCAAAGUAGUGGAAUAAUGAUUUUUUAAUGGGUGUAGGGUUAGUUGGUUUUUCACAAAGUACAAUGAAUUCAUACUACAGAAUAGUAGGCUGAUACACAGCCAACACACUAGGUGGGGGCAUGCACCUACAGUCAUUGUUUGCGGACCGCCAUAAUACUAAAGAUUAAAGAUGAAGACCACUUCCUUCUCAACAUCUCUGGAUCUGGUCUGUAAAGCGGAAGAAUUAUAAAUCAAUCAAAUUUUAUUGGUCACAUACUUGUGUUUAGUAGAUGUUAUAGCGGAUGUAGCAAAAUGCUUGUAACACACUGACUACUUCGGAGGUCGCAUUGCUGUAAAUGCUGCAUGGUUCGCAGCACGUAUAGCUGUAAUUUGUCUGGUAUUUUUUAGGGCUGUAAUUUGUCUGGUAUUUUAUAGGCUACACUUACUGGGUCUCAGACAAUUAAAACUAUCUGGAAUCUCGGAAGAGGGCAUUGUUCCAAAAGACUCGGGUGGAGGUAGACGAUAACAGACAUCAGUAUUCUUGGUGAAUAGGGUGUUGGAUGUUUAAUUUCGUUUAAUAUAUUAAAAUCUUAUCCAGGGUCUUUCUUAAGUAGGAUUAGGCUACAUCAGACAUAUAUUUGUCACAACGUAAGUCGAGUGUUGAUAUUUACAUUUACGUUUGUUCUGGUCUAGCUUUAUCUGAACGCUGUGACAAGGAAGUAACUAGUGUAAACUAGCUACAGAUUUACUGUCACGUUUUUUUAUAUUUGAAGAAACGCUAAAGAAAGAACGGCUUCAACGAUGGAUCGGGACAGAGCUAGCCCGUCCCCCUCCAACCUGCCGGAGUCCCCAGGUUGCAACUAUCCUGGUAGCGCCUUACUGCUGGAUCUGAAGAGGGUGUCUGUGCGGCUGGUCGACUGUAGGAAAACACCAGGGCAGAGUGGAACUGUGAGAGAAGGACACGAGGGAGAUUUGAUUUCAUCAAGGGAAUCACCGUACCGUUGUUCUCUCAGUGGGAGGGGCUUAUCAUCUGGUGCGCUUCAACAACAUCAUGUUGCUGACGAGACAGAGAAGAGUGUCUCCAGAUCAGAACAUCUCAAGAAACACCAGCAGGGACGUACAGGGAAGAAACAUCACCACUGCUGCUCUGAUUGUGGGAAGAGUUUCACAAGCCAGAGUGGCUUCAUUAUUCACUGUGAUCAGUGUGGGAAGAGUUUUGCUGCAUCUAACACCUUCAAAUCUAAUGACAGAGCUAGUCCGUCCCCCUCCAACCUGCCAGAGUCCCCUGGUCACAACUCUCCUGGUAGCGCCUUACUGCUGAAUCUGAAGAGGGAGUCUGUGCGGCUGGUCGACUGCAGGAAGACACCAGGGCAGAGUGGAACUGUGAGAGAAGGACACGAGGAGGGAGAUGGAGUUUUGAUUUCAUCAAGGGACACACACCGUUGUUCUCUCAGCGGAAGGGGCUUAUCAUCUGGGGAGCCUCAACAACAUCAUGUUGCUGACGAGACAGAGAAGAGUGUCUCCAGAUCAGAACAUCUCAAGAACCACCAGCAGGGACGUACAGGGAAGAAACAUCACCACUGCUGCUCUGACUGUGGGAAGAGUUUCACAAGCCAGAGUGGCUUCAUUAUUCACUGUGAUCAGUGUGGGAAGAGUUUUGCUGCAUCUAACACCUUCAAAUCUAAUGUAAGAAUUCAUGAAGGGGAGAAGCCUUACCUCUGUCUUGAUUGUGGGAAAAGCUUUGUUAGUGCAGGAGCCUUAACCAUACACCAGCGUGUACACACUGGAGAGAAGCCUUAUAGCUGUGAUCAGUGUGGAAAGAGCUUCAAUCAGUCAUGCAACCUGACUACACACCAGCGAACACACACUGGCGAGAAGCCUUAUAGCUGUGAUCAGUGUGGAAAGAGCUUCAAAAAUUCAGGCCACCUGACUACACACCAGCAAAUACACACAGGAGAGAAGCCUUAUAGCUGUGGUCAGUGUGGGAAGAGCUUUGCUCGAUCAGAAAAACUAACUAUACACCAGCGAAUCCAUACUGGAGAGAAGCCUUAUAGCUGUGGUCAGUGUGGAAAGAGCUUUGCUUUAUCAGAACACCUAACCAUACACCAGCGUGUACACACAGGAGAGAAGCCUUAUAGCUGUGGUCAGUGUGGGAAGAGCUUUACUGUAGUUUCCUCCCUGACUGUACACCAGCGAACACACACUGGAGAGAAGCCUUAUAGCUGUGAUCAGUGUGGGAAGAGCUUUGCUGUAUCAGAAAAACUAACUAUACACCAGCGAAUACACACAGGAGAGAAGCCUUAUAGCUGUGAUCAGUGCGGGAAGAGCUUUGCUCGAUCAGAAAAACUAACUAGACACCAGCGCAUACACACUGGAGAGAAGCCUUAUAGCUGUGGUCAGUGUGGAAAGAGCUUUGCUCAAUCAGAUAACCUGAAUUCACACCAGCGAACACACACUGGAGAGAAGCCUUAUAGCUGUGAUCAGUGUGGAAAGAGCUUUGCUCUAGCUUCCACCCUGACUGCACACCACCGAACACACACUGGAGAGAAGCCUUUUAGCUGUUAUCAGUGUGGGAUGAGCUUUGCUCUAGCUUCCACCCUGACUGCACACCACCGAACACACACUGGAGAGAAGCCUUAUAGCUGUGAUCAGUGUGGGAAGAGCUUUGUUGCAGUUUCCUCCCUGACUACACACCAGCGACUACACACAGGAGAUAAGCCUCAUAGCUGUGAUCAGUGUGGGAUGAGCUUUGCUCUAGCUUCCACCCUGACUGCACACCAGCAAACACACACUAGAGAGAAGCCUUAUAGCUGUGAUCAGUGUGGGAAGACCUUUGCUCUAGCUUCCACCCUGACUAUACACCAGCGAACACACACUGGAGAGAAGCCUUAUAGCUGUGAUCAGUGUGGGAAGAGCUUUGCUUCAGGUUCCACCCUGACUAGACACCGGCGAACACACACUGGAGAGAAACCUUACAGCUGUGAUCAGUGUGGGAAGAGCUUUAAUCAGUCAGGGACCCUGAAAUCACACAAGCUAACACACGCUGGAGAGAAAGAAGCCUUAUUCCUGUGAUCAGUGUGGGAAUUGUUUCAGUCAGUUAUGGACCCUUUAUUCACACCAGUGAACACACACUGGAGAAGGAACCUUAUGUCUGUCUAUGUGGGAAGAGCUUUGUUAAUUUAGGGCCAAUGAGAAAACACCAGAAAGCACAAACUUGCUGUAUUUCAUCUCCCUCCCUUCUGGAACCGGUUCCAGAUCCCUAAAUAAAGGCUCUAUAGAAAACAUCCAGUGAACAGUCAUAUCCAUCUCCCAUUCUUAAACAGUUGCCUCAGUCUGAUCACCAUGGUAACCUCUGGAGCAUAAUAUGCAGCUCUGAUCUGGGAUCAGGUCUCCACUGUGUCUAUGUAAUAUCACACAUUCAUCUAAAUGGAUAAAUGUUAUCAUAGGAAAUGUUAUAGGGAACCUGUGUGUGUGUGUGUGGGAGGGAUGUUGAUAAUUGUAUCUUCUUUCAUAUACUCAUGAUACUAUUAUUAUUAAAUGUCAUUAUGUAGAAUAAGGUUUCAACAAUAGGUGUAUAUGCAUGUAUUCAAUUGAUCAAUACAUUCAAUCCAUUAUCUUCUAAACAAGAAGUUAUCACUUAAAUUGUGUAUUUUAUAAAUCUGUAUUGAUUAAAAUGAUCCUAAAUCUAAUCCAUAAUAUAUUGGAUAAUUAUUUCCAUGAGUUCAAGGCAAGAACUAUGUAUACUGUGUCUUGUAAGAACGGUUAAUGUAAUAACUUUUAGAUUUAUAAUGUAAUAAAACCGGUAAAUGUAAUAUGUUGUUGGUUUAUACGAUAAAAUGUUGAAUUGUUGUCGUAAUAACCUUUUCCACUUAAUGUAAUAAGUUAUUGGUAUCAGGUAACAACUUUUUUAAAUUAAUAAUGUAAUAACUUCAACCGAUCAUGUAAUAACACCUAAACCAAUGUUUAAUGUGUUACUUCACCAAUGUUAAUGCACAUACCACCCUCCACCAAUUACAAACCCACACACACAAACCUAUGCACUUGUACUCUUACACAAACAAGCACGCAGUUAAAGACACAUGCAUUGAUUUAAUAUUUUUUAAAUUAACAAUUAAUCUGUAGUUCUUAUAGUCAAUGAGACAGGGGGUUCGGUCAGGCAAGAGGAAGGAGGAUUGGGAAACUGCAAAUAACAAUAAGCUGAACUCCGCCUAGCAGAAACAUCUUUGUAUUAGCAACUAUUCAUUAUUAGUUUAUAUUGUAUUAAAGUUAAGGGAUGUCACCCUGGGCGGGGUGAACCAUAGUAGGGGAUAAAAAGAGAAAACACCAUCUUGAGAACUGAGUGUCUUGUUUGUAAAUUGCUGUAAGUGUAAACUCCGGGUUGCAAACUAUAUUAAACAAACUAACC
Salvelinus namaycush (lake trout) is the source of this 4663-nucleotide messenger RNA. RefSeq names its product zinc finger protein 345-like. Lineage: Eukaryota; Metazoa; Chordata; Actinopteri; Salmoniformes; Salmonidae. The transcript is spliced from 5 exons. Bases 1060 to 3330 code for a protein of 756 amino acids. The record is from RefSeq and is a predicted model, not a curated record. Gene Ontology annotation, biological process: negative regulation of transcription by RNA polymerase II; regulation of immune system process; regulation of cytokine production.